Messenger RNA from Ascoidea rubescens DSM 1968, 956 nucleotides. RefSeq lists its product as uncharacterized. The record is from RefSeq and is a predicted model, not a curated record. NCBI's taxonomy places the organism in Eukaryota, Fungi, Ascomycota, Saccharomycetes, Ascoideales, Ascoideaceae. Bases 400 to 759 code for a protein of 119 amino acids. The transcript has a single exon.
AUCCUCAUUGUCUAACUCAAACUCAUCCUCUCAGUUCAACUCUAUUAUUAGGUUUAACAAAUCAAAUUCUCCAAAUUCAACUCUGAAAUCAAAAUUUGACUUGUGAUCUGGAUUUUUGCUGUGGAUUUGCCCAAAUAUGUUUCUACAGAACUAACGUUUGUGUUUUUGGUUCAGCAGCUGUGCCAUGGUUAGUGAAAAUUUUGGGUUGUGGUAAAAGUACAUAUAAGAUUCAUUAAUGUUUUUUAGAAUAAAAUUAUUAUAAAAUGCCCAAAUAUCCUUUAAAACAUGAUCUUUGGGAUUCUGAAUGUUUAAAGCUGAAUAGUUCUAUUUGACCAUUCAUAGUAGACAGCUCACUUCAAUCGCUGGUAUUGCAGUUAACAUUAAACAUAAUUUUCAAAAAUGAAUCUCUCAACUGCUGAUUUUAUUGGGGGAAACAAGAUGGUUUUCCCAGCACUCCUUCUCCAGUUUGGAAAUACAUAUACUCUUCAUCAUCUUAUUAGUAGUUUUUCGGGCUUUAUCCUUGAAUGCAUAACAAAUUUCAAUUUAGAGCGGUCUGUAACUCUAAUUCCUGCAUCGCUAGCUUUCAUAAGCGUGCUUCACUGUACGAUCGACUACUUUGAAAAUAUGCUUGAGAAUGUUCCUUUUCCGACAAUAAAUGUUCCGUUGAAUUCAAACAGAAUUACUUUCAUCUGCCAGCAAUGGGUUGAAAAUGCAAUAGUGGAGAUUGCUGCCUCAGGAUUUCUUUCUCAGGACUUUUAAAUAAAACUAGUUCUCUAGGUUUCAAAAUUUAUGUUUAUCCUAAACUAAUCAAAACUUUUAAGGAUCUUUAAUUGAUCUGCUUUUUGUGAAUUCUGGAAUAAUAGUUGCCUGAGCUUGCGACUGGGUCUAUACACUUUCAUUUUUAUAUUUUAAAAUAGUGAGCCAUAUAUAUAUAUAUCUAAUAAAUUUAUUAGUUC